AGAAGGGUUCUAGUUAUGAAAUGGUUCACUACAGAAGCAGCAGGUACAGUAUAUUCUGUCUUUGAAGUGGCAUCUAUCUGAGGUAAGUGUGUAAUUGAGGGGUGGCCCUUCCCUUGUGUUGGAAGGAAACAAACUCCCAUGUCUUUCUGCUACUUCUGUUUGUUUCAGUAAUCCCACUAGAUUCCCCCCUCUCUACUCUCAGGCAAAGGAAAGGGAAUCUUCUUUCCAGAAACUGUAGCCUCUCCCUGACUCAAAUCUAAUCUAUUCCUUUGCUUUUCAGAGUUAGUAUCUGCCUUUUUCCCAGUGCAGCCACCAAGCAUUCAGCUUACCCCCACUACUCAUGAACGUGGGAAAAGUAUAAGACUAAACUAAACAUCAAAGUAAAUAACAAGUGAAUACUGCAGUGGUACAGGCCAAAUUCAGUUAAAGCCCUUUUCUCAUAUUAAAAAAGAAAUCCCUUGUGUGUGUUGGCAUUGUGUGUAAAUCAGAAGAACUACUGUGGGGUAGAAAAGAUUCUUGCAAUGUGUUAUGCCCCCAUGUGGUAAAAUACCAAUGUUACAGAAAACUAUUUCAAAAGUAAAAACAGAUUUCUAAUUUUAGCACAAGCCAUGUAGAGAAAUAGUAAAUGAUAAAUUGCACAUAAAAGGCUCCUAUUUCCUUAAUUUAAAAGUUAAUGUACAGUUGUUGCUUUCUGUACAUUCUCUACUCCUUUGUCCAGUCUACCUCAGUCUUCAAUGGUGAUAAGUCUUCUGCUGAUGCUGUGUGGUUCACGGUUUUGAUAAAUUCUGCUGUGCAGAAAUCUGUUUCCUGGUCUUCAUCUUAAACUUCAUUUUACCUAACACUGUGCAGAAGUUCAUCAGUGACGGUCAACCUCUAAUGUUUCUGUUCAAAACAUGCAUGAUGUGGAUCACUCACUCUCUCAGAAAUAAUAUUCAGCUUGCUGCAAUAUUUUCAGAUAACCAGGCAGGGUAGUUGGUAUUUUAAUUUUGAAGGCCUCAUCAGAAAUUCCAAAUGUAGGAUAAUGAUGUAUGGAUCUUAAACUGAGUUAGUUACUGGCAACCAUGCAGGGAACUUUGUGCAUCACUCCAUCUUUCUCUGGCCCCAUUCUAGAAGUUUAUUCCUAAUCUGUUCUAAAAUAAUUUAUCACAUGAAUCCUAAGGAGCACUAUUUUUUUUUUCCAACAGAGUUGCAGGAUUCACAGUCCUGCAACUUGGGAUAAGGCAAACAGAUCUGGAUGUGUAUUAUGUCCCCUCUCUGCCUGACAUUCAGUGCUGUUUAUGGAAGAAGCAACUGAACGGUACAGAAGUUUUGCUGGCUGAAGCAUGAAGUUUGAUACCCAUAACAGCUCUGGGCUGUGAACUCAGGAAAGAAGAGAUGAAGAAAAUUAUCUCCAAAGUUGAUGAGGAUGGGUCAGGGAAGAUAAACUUUGAGUCAUUUCUGCAGGUGAUGACUCAGAAAAUGGCGGAACCGUGUUCGAAAGAGGAGCUCCUGAAAGCUUUCAAGCUGUUUGAUCAUGAUGGCACCGGCAAGAUCUCCUUUGAGAAACUCAAGCUAGUGGCUGUUGAAGUUGGGGAGGACAUCAUGGAUGAGGAGCUGCAGGAAAUGAUUGACGAAGCAGAUUUGGAUGGAGAUGGGCAAGUGAAUAAACAGGAGUUCCUGCGGAUCCUGACUCUUACUGACCCAUAACUACAUAAUGUUUUUUCUUCUCCUGUUCCACUGUAAACAACAGGUAGAAAUGGCACUUUUCUCCAAAUUCCUUAGCUUUUGUGGGUUUUACUCAGUUUAUUGCCUUUCCUAGGCAUGAUAUUGUUAAUGUUUUACCUCUGGGGUCAAUUUUUGUGCUCCACUAUUGCAAGCAGUUUUCUACAUCCUAGUAAACAGUGUUGUUACUAGCUCUGUGUCUGUGUGGGUUGGUUCUGAAGUCUGAAAUUUGUUCAAAUUCUCCAGCUAGUGCCUGGAAUUCCCCCCCUUGUAUUGUAAUUACAUCCUGUUGCUUUUCAGCCUAUCUGAUAAGUUAGUCAAAAUGCUCUUUACCCUCAGAAAACCCAGUAUAACUCUCAGAAGUUAGUACUGUUGUCAGAAACUUCUGUACCUUUCCUGAACUGCAUCUGUGCAAAAGACAGUUGAAGGAAUUGGAUGCAGUUGCAAAAUCUGCAGCUCUGAGGCCAGGAGGUGUAAUGAGACCUACCACGCAUUUGUGCUUCCUGCCUAACAAAAUGCAUGUUCAAAUUGGAUGUUGUUCUGAGGUUGGGUUACUCACCGCAGUUCUCUGAGAGGGAUUCUCUAAGGACCAAGAGAACAGUCAACAGGAUUUUUGUGCUGGUAAGCACUUUCCCUCCUCUCCCUGGCAGCUGCUCUCCCAAGACUGGCUGAUGCUUUAUAUCUUAGAAGCUUGUACACCUUUGAAAACAUUGUGGAAGACAGCCAAUGGGUUGAAAAUGAUUGUUAGGGGAACCAGUGGAAAAAGGUACCACAGAAAAGAGUGAUUGGAUAAGCUCCAUUUUCACAAGAAACCUGGGUAAAAGUGGUGGUUCACACUACUCUGGGCUGUUCUGUCCUUCCCAUAAAUGUCGGUGUGCCCCUCUUUGCAGCAUGUAGAUAAAUUCCUUCCCACUUUGGUCCUUGGUAGAGUCUUGAAGGAUCUUGCCAUGUUGAUAAGAGAGCAAAAAUGUGCCAGUGGUUUGGAAAGGAUUUAAAAACUUGAAGAGUUUGCUGACAAGAGUGACAGAUGAUAGUUAUAAGAAAAUGUCUUAUACUGAAAGAAUUGAACAGCUCAGUCUGUAAAGAUUAUAUAAUACUACUUGAAUAAUAAGAACCUGUAUAACGAGAACAUACCAGCUACCAUCUAAAUGGCUUUUCAACCUAAUGGAGAUAAACCUGUCAAUAUCCA
Dromaius novaehollandiae (emu) is the source of this 2890-nucleotide messenger RNA. Its product is annotated as centrin-2-like. Gene Ontology annotation, cellular component: centrosome; centriole. The record is from RefSeq and is a predicted model, not a curated record. NCBI's taxonomy places the organism in Eukaryota, Metazoa, Chordata, Aves, Casuariiformes, Dromaiidae. The transcript is spliced from 4 exons. Gene Ontology annotation, molecular function: calcium ion binding. Bases 1375 to 1686 code for a protein of 103 amino acids. Gene Ontology annotation, biological process: mitotic cell cycle; nucleotide-excision repair; centriole replication.